Messenger RNA from Tetranychus urticae (two-spotted spider mite), 1721 nucleotides. RefSeq lists its product as uncharacterized. NCBI's taxonomy places the organism in Eukaryota, Metazoa, Arthropoda, Arachnida, Trombidiformes, Tetranychidae. The record is from RefSeq and is a predicted model, not a curated record.
GGUUUUUUUCUGCAUUGGCUGAUUGUGUGUGACAAAUAGCUUCAUGUAUUUUGAUUGACAUUGUUCUGGUGACAGCUUGAGCUCUAAUUUGUAAUUUAUGAAAUAUUGAUUAAAUUUUGUUUAUUUAGUUUUAGAAGCUUAUUUUCUUUUAAUUAUAGACCAUCUACUCUUGGGGUGUGAUUUUCUUGACUGGUCACUUGGGUAAAUCAAAAUGUCGGCUGCUUUUUUACCCAGCCAACGUGCCCGUGGCCCAACAAAUUCAGCUCAAAUCCAAAAGAUGCUUGAUGAAAAUUCAAAUUUGAUUCAGGCAGUGAUGGAAGCUCAAAACAAGGGUGAAGCACAAAAAAGUGUUCAUUUAAUAAGCACUAUUCAUCGUAACUUGCUUUACUUGGGAAGUUUGAGUGAAUCUAAUCCAAAUUUAGCACAAAUCAUUCCACCUCCACCUACUUUCGGACAACCUCAGCCUCAACAGUCACAGGGCAAUAUGCCACCUCAACCUUCUGAAUGCAUGCCACCGCCUCCACCGCCAGCACCACAUUCUCAAGGUCCUCCGACGAGCGCACCAGCUGGUCAACCAACCAUUCCUAAUCCUAACAGUGGCCCUCCACAGCCUACUACGUCUCCACCGUCAUCCAGCAGUGGACCUAAUGUUCCACCUCAUCAAUACGUAGGAAACAUGAUGCCCCCUCCUCGACCUCCAUCUUCAAGUACUCAACUUCCCAAUUCAUAUGGUAACUACCAGAUGCCUUCAAAUCAACAAUACAACCAAGGGCAGUACCCUCCAUCUUCAGGUUAUUCUGGUUAUGGUAGCUACAACCAAGGACCUCCAGCAUCUCCUCAAGGACCUGCGCCAAAUGCACCCUACCCAACUCCACCACUAUCCUCUCAACAAUAUGGAUCUUAUCCUAACUAUCCACAACCAGGCUACUCCAACGCGCCACCUCAACCACCUCCCGGUUCAGCUCAAGGAUCAGGUCCUACAAAUUGGUAUCCUCCAACAGGUUCUCAUCAAUCUCCAGGUUACUCUUCAACUAAUCCAGUCCAUCCUGGACCUACAGGACCAGGUAGUGGACCCACUCCAGCCGCUGGGCCGCAACAAAAUUAUCCAGGUUAUGGUGGUUAUAAUCAAGGUUCUCAGUAUUCACAACCAGGUUAUGGUGUAAAUUAUGGGUCACCUAAUCCCGGUCCUUCCCCACCAUCUAGUGGAGGUUAUGUUUCUCCAGCUCCAUCAGGUCCUGCACAGCCAUCAGGAGCUCAAGCACGCCCCGGCUAUCAUCAACAAGCCGGUUAUGGACAUUUCUCAGCUCGUGGUCCCGCUCCUAUGGGUGCAUACCCUGGUUAUGAUCAAUCUUCACAAGGUUACCCCGGUUAUGGUCCACCUCAGCCUCAAUAAAGUCGCUUCUGUAGCCCAAACUUCCUAAUUCCUUCUUCUAAGUUAAUUUUUCCGCUAUUCUAAUUGUUGCUAUUAACUAAAAUGUUUUAGCAUCAAAGAGCAGUUGGAUCGGCAGCGUCAAAAUACAAUUUCCAGUUAGGUGGAAGACUAUUCACAAUUAUAAGAAAAAAAUGCACUUAAUAGUGUAGAGAUUUGCUUUCAAUUGAUAAGAAUAUAUAUUGACAUCAGGUGAAAAAAUGAAUGUAAAUUUCGAGAUUAAUUAAUUUUGAUGUGUUAAACUGAUGUCUGUUGCUAUAAUGAACAAUUAAAUUUAACUUGACCAAAGUAA